CGACGGCCGCCGGGAAUCUAUUUAAGCGGUCGCUCGCGGCGACGCCUCCGCCUUCGCACGAACACACGAACGGAGGAAGAGGAGGGGAAAAGGAGAGGAAAAAUAAUAGUAAUUCCAGCAGCAGCAGCAGCAAAGGGUAGCAGAAACAGCAAGGUUCUAGCUCAUAUAUUUGAAGAUCUUUAUCAAUAAUUUAUGUGCCUGGCCUUUAUUCGAGAUUCUUCAAGGUGAUGAACGGAAAUCAACCCUGGACCUCCAUGUCAGGGGGUGCAUGCUCCAACCUUGGACUUGUUCCCAGGGACAUGAAUGGUGGUGCCCCUGUUAGCACUACAAAUUCCUCUGGGCCGAGCAUUGGAGUUAGCUCUUUGGUGACAGAUGCCAACUCAUCACUCUCAGGAGGUGCCCAGUUGCAGCCAAGUACUAGCAUGAACGCUGACUCAUUCAUGCGUGUUCCUGCCUCCCCAAUGUCAUUUUCAUCAAAUAACAUCUCUGGCUCUUCAGUCAUUGAUAGCUCCAUCAUGCAGCAAAGUCCACCCCAAGAGCAGGUGCAGAACCGGAGGUCUUCAAGUGUAACAUCACAACCUGUGUUUGAAGCUGGUGGUGCAUUGCAUGCGCAGAAGAAAUCAAGAAUUGAUGUUGGGCAAGAUGAUAUGCUUUUGAUUCAGCAGCUGCUCCAUGGUCAGAAUUCUCUUCAUUUCCAGGGGCAACCAAAUCCACAGCUUCAAGCUUGGAUCCAGCAGCGUAAACUGGCACAGAUUCAGCAACGACAGCAGCAGCCAUUGUUGCAACCAUUUUCUCAGAUACAGCAAUCUCAAGUUGGUAUCCCUCGGCAACCUCAGCUUAGGCCACAACUAGCACAACCUGGAAUGCAGCUAGGUGGACCUGUUAGGGCUCCUGCCAACAGUGGGCUUUGUUCUCGCAGGCUAAUGCAGUAUUUAUAUCACAAGGGUCAUCGUCCAGAGAAUAACCCCAUUACAUUCUGGAAGAAGCUUGUUGAGGAGUAUUUUGCCCCUAAGGCAAGAGAAAGAUGGUGUGUGUCUUCUUAUGAAAAGAGAGGGAAUUCUUCAGUUGCUACUCCACAUUCAGCUCUGGAUACAUGGCGUUGUGACAUUUGCAAUACACAUGGAGGGAAAGGAUAUGAGGCUACCUACGAAGUUCUUCCUAGACUUUGUCAAAUUAGAUUUGACCAUGGUGUUAUUGAUGAAUACCUAUACCUUGACACGCCAAAUGAAUUCCGGUUGCCAAAUGGACUAAUGCUGCUGGAGCAUACAAAAGUUGUUCUAAAAAGUGUUUAUGAACAUCUACAUGUUACACAUGAGGGGCAUUUGAGAAUCAUAUUCACACCAGAACUAAAGAUAAUGUCGUGGGAGUUCUGUUCACGAAGACAUGAAGAGUAUAUCACGCGCAGGAUCCUAACACCACAGGUUAAUAAUCUGCUGCAAGUUGCCCAGAAGUACCAAGCUGCUGCCAGUGAAAGCGGGCCAGCUGGGGUAUCAAACAGUGAUGCACAAACCAUCUGCAACAUGUUUGUGACUGCAUCACGACAGCUAGCGAAAAAUCUAGAGCAUCAAACCUUAAACGAACAUGGACUUUCAAAAAGAUAUGUUCGCUGCCUGCAGAUAUCGGAGGUUGUGAAUCACAUGAAGGACUUGAUUGAGUUCAGCCACAACAACAAUCUUGGUCCUAAAGAGAGCCUGAAUAAUUAUUGCAAACAAACUGUACCAAAGCUUCCAGUACAAAAUAUGCAUGAGGCAAGACAACUCAUGGCUGCUGCUGUACUUCCCAAUAACCAGAGCAAUGUCAAAGUCAUGGGGGUCAAACAAGAAAUAAGUGCCCAUGUGAACGAGACUCCUGGUGUGGGAGCCGUUGGUAAUAAUUCUCCACAGAAUGCUGCAGCACUAAACAAUUACCAGAAUAUACUCAGAAGCUCCAGUGCAAAUCAGAGUUCGCUUCAGCAGGAAGCAUGGAGUGUUUUCAGAGGUCCUGCAGCAAUGCACAAUGGCAUACAGAUGGAAGCAUCCAGAUCCUUCCGUGGACCUAACCAAGUGCAACAAAUGCUGCAACAAAACAAUCUCCAUGGCUUGGGUGUGAGCCCACAAUACCAGCAGCAUGUGAUUAAUCAGCUGCUGCAGGAAGUUAAGAAUAAUAACAACCGCGCCUUUGCGCAGCAACCACCUCCAGAUACCCCUAAUGCAAGCAGUGGUCUUGCAUCAGGAGCUGCUAUCACCAACAGUGCUGCUACCGGGGAGCAGCAGGCACAAGGUAUCAAUAACAAUAACAGUGUGGUAAAGGGUGCAGCCCCAGUCAGUACUGGGCCUAGCAAUGUGACCAACAGCACAUCUGGCAUCUUCCCCAGCAGAAGUAACACUUUCAAGUCGGUGAUCAGCAACCCAGCUGCUGCUGCCGGAGGCAAUGCCACAACUUCAAAGGCCGAGUCGUUUCAUGGAAUGAACGAGCUUGACCAUCUCAUUACUACUGAACUGAUGGAAAGCGGUCUGUUCAUGGGGGAGCAGGGUGGUAACCCAUUCGCGUGGAACGGGUAAACAUAAACGUCCCGCUACUAUGAGUUUCUCUGUAAGUGUCAAGCAAGAAACAGCCUGCUUGACUGCUGUUAAUGUGGAAAGUAGCUAGUGGUGAUGGAAACAGCUUUCUUGACUCCUAGAUUGUCGUUUCUUGUCUAGUUUUCUUCUCUCCUUUUCUUUUUGGAGUUUUUGUAUUGCCGUUUCGGAUUUCUGACGAUCAUACACUGAUGUGAGAUAGUGAGUUGCGUUUGGCUUCUAAUUCCGGAGCAGUGCGACA
Phragmites australis (common reed) is the source of this 2796-nucleotide messenger RNA. RefSeq names its product probable transcriptional regulator SLK3. The coding region runs from base 228 to 2540 and encodes 770 amino acids. Gene Ontology annotation, biological process: negative regulation of transcription by RNA polymerase II; positive regulation of transcription by RNA polymerase II. Gene Ontology annotation, cellular component: nucleus; transcription regulator complex. The transcript has 10 exons. Lineage: Eukaryota; Viridiplantae; Streptophyta; Magnoliopsida; Poales; Poaceae. The record is from RefSeq and is a predicted model, not a curated record.